UACCGAGAAAUCAGUAUAGUUGGCAGCGCUGUCUACACACCAUAGCGUGCAACACCACAAAGACCAAAAUUUGCUGAUUCAAAGUUUUCGCUGCAUCGAAUAGUUGUUUGAUGUCGAAACAAUACUCUAUUCCAAAAUGAAUACUUCAAUAAAGAUCGGAAUAAUUGGCGGCUCCGGCUUGGAUGACAGUCAAAUAAUCGAAGCUCGUUCUGAGAAAGUUGUAACCACCUAUUUUGGAAAUCCAUCGGAUGUUCUGAUUGAAGGAAAAAUAGCUGGAGUGGACUGCGUUCUUUUAGCUCGUCAUGGCCGGAAUCACUCAAUUAUGCCUUCAAACGUCAACUAUCGUGCGAAUAUUUGGGCAAUGAAAUCCCUAGGAUGUACACAUUUAAUUGUAUCUACGGCAACUGGCUCAUUGCAAGAACACAUCCGCCCAGGUGACAUAGUUAUUCCAGAUAAUUUCAUUGACCGCACAACAAAACGAGCUCAAACAUUCUACGAUGGAAAUGAGCUUCUGGUUGGAGUUUGUCACAUACCGAUGGAGCCGGUAUUCUGUAGUCGCACACGCGAAGUACUAAUUGAAACGGCCAAAGAAUUAGGAAUCGGAGUUCAUGAUAAGGGCACUGUAGUAACCAUUGAAGGACCGCGAUUCUCGAGUAAAGGCGAGAGCAAGCUCUUCCGUCAGUGGGGUGCCGAUCUAGUAAACAUGACAUUAGUGCCCGAAGUAGUUCUAGCUAAAGAAGCUGGACUUUGUUAUGCAGCUAUUGCAAUGGCCACUGAUUAUGACUGCUGGAGAGAUUGCGGCGAUAUAGUAAACGUAGCGGAUGUAAUGUCCACUUUCAAGAAAAAUGUUACAAAAGUUACGGAAUUGAUAACAACAGUAAUUCCAAAAAUUGCUGCAAUCGAUUGGACUGAAACUAUCGAAGAUUUGAAAAAUGUUGUCAACGGUAGUAUAAUGCUACCGCAUUCAGAAUGAGCUGUUCGAGAGAAAAAUUGAAAACUAUUUGUCAAUAAGACGAACUACUAUUAGAAUAACUAUGGUGUCAUAUUAAUUUUGAACCUAGUCAAUCCAUUUAAAUUAUCGAUAAAAUAAUGAGAGGAUCUUUGAUAUUGAAUGAAAUGAAAUAAAAAAAAGUCCAAACCAAAUAA
Malaya genurostris is the source of this 1146-nucleotide messenger RNA. Its product is annotated as S-methyl-5'-thioadenosine phosphorylase. The record is from RefSeq and is a predicted model, not a curated record. Lineage: Eukaryota; Metazoa; Arthropoda; Insecta; Diptera; Culicidae. Gene Ontology annotation, molecular function: S-methyl-5-thioadenosine phosphorylase activity. The coding region runs from base 137 to 973 and encodes 278 amino acids. Gene Ontology annotation, biological process: nucleoside metabolic process. The transcript is spliced from 2 exons. Gene Ontology annotation, cellular component: cytosol.